AUUAUAAAAUAAAUUAUUUGGAUAGUUUACGUUGCGUUUUAUAUUUGCAUAUGUUUUGGUUAAAGACUCAGGUUUAUUAAUUAUUUUGCAUAUUUGUUCCCUAAAUCAAUUUCGUUUGUAUCUUGUGCUUACAAUUUUGAUAACGUUUAAUAGGAAAUGAAUAAUCAUACGUGAAAUACUCAGUGGAAAAAAGAAACUUUGAUUGCAUCAUGGAGGUGUCUCAUUCAUUGACAUUAAAUGAGUCAGCUCUACAGCAGUUGCCAGAUGACAAAAAGCCUCAUUUCAUUUUUGAAUGGCUCCGUUUCCUAGACAAGGUUCUUGUUGCAGCGCAUAAGUCUGAUAUUAAAAGCUGCCAGCAAAAACUUGUAGCCCAACUGGUCAAUCUACUUCGUGAAUCAUUGGGUGCACCAGCACGGAGACUGCUUGCAAGAUGUCUAGCUACAUUGUUUUCAGUUGGUGAUACAUUUCUACUGUUUGAUACGGUCAAUAAAUGCAAUGAUAUCAUCAAAGUUAAAGAUGAUUCACCAUCCUACUUACCAACAAGACUGGCUGCCAUUUGUUGUCUGGGAAGUAUGUAUGAAAAACUAGGCAGGAUGAUGGGAAGAUCAUAUGAAGAGACAGUAACAACACUAGUGAGAUCACUCAAAAGUUCCGAGUCACAGACUAGAUUGGAAAUUAUGAUAACUUUGGAGAAGAUAUGUCUAGGUAUGGGUACGGCUGCGGGCGCGGCGUUGCGCGAGGUGUCGCGUGCUGCGCGCGGUGCGUUGCUAAGCGAGCGCGCGUACGCGGUACGUGCGGCAGCAGCGUGCGCGAUGCGACGUGUCCUGCCACUGAUGCGCCUCACCCCUGCUGAUGUUGAUGCGAUUGCUGCAGCCUGCUUACGUGCUGCUCAUCCAAGUGAUUAUGCACUGAGGUGUGCAGUAGCAGAACUUCUUGGUUCACUGAUAGCCACAACUCAAGCGGGAGAACUCACUAAUGCUAAUACUAAGAUGAAGAUGGGUAUUCAAUCAGUUCAACAAAGCAAAAAGGAUCCACAAAAGAAUGUGGUGUCAUUGGAUGAAGCUCUCAAUCUACUAAUGGGUGCAUUCCUAAGGGGCGGCACCUCCUUCCUUAAGGGAGAUAUCAUCAAAUCAGGUUCCGGAGUGAACAGAGAAGUGAGAGUUUGUGUUACACAUGCUUAUGUAAUCUUCGUCCAGAACAUGGGCGGUGUGUGGUUAGAACGUAAUAUGACUACUUUUCUCACUCACGUUCUAGAUUUGGUGGCAAAUCCUAAAGCCGCUAGCUCACAUGUAGAUGCUGUCUAUUCUAGGAAGUGCAUAAAUUAUAUACUACGCAAUACUUUGGGCAAAAUGCUGGGAGAGAAGGCUCAAGCGUCAGCCUGCAAAGAAAUUAUACAGAUUGUGGCCAAGCAGAUGAACAGUAUUGACUUCAACCCGGAGAAUGCUAAGGAUUGUAAUCAGGAGACAUUAUUCAGUCAGCAUUUGUUGGUGUGCGCGUUAUCUGAGGCGGGGGAGCUGGCGCAGCAGCUCGGCACUUCAGUACACAACCUGCUCAUCGACACAUCACUUAACAUGAUCGAUACCAUAUUCACGGUGUUGCAACACCCAUGUGUCGCUGCGAGGUUAGCGGCGGCGCGGUGUCUGCGAGGCAUUUGUGAAGCGCUGCCUGCACAGAUCGCACCCCUACUGGACAGAUGUGUAGAUGCGUUAGAUGCACCAAGACCUACCCCCCACCACAUCUCUGGUUAUUCAGCAGCGCUGGGUGCGAUACUGGGUGCGGUGGGCAGGUCCCCGCUGGGCGUGCCGCACGGGCGGGGCAAGGUGGCAUUCAACGCGGCCGAGCAGCUGCUGCGCUCAGCCGGACAGAGCAGCCGCCUCACCGCCGCCAGGACCAAUGCUGGCUGGCUUAUUGUUGGCGCUAUAUGUACAUUAGGUGUGCCGGUGGUACGUGGACUACUGCCCCGUAUGCUGCUACUCUGGAGGAACAGCUUCCCACGCUCCGCUAAGGAACUGGAGUCAGAGAAGGCUAGGGGAGAUGCAUUCACUUGGCAGGUGACAUUAGAAGGUCGUGCAGGCGCAUUGUCAGCACUCCACAGUCUGCUUAUACACUGUCCUUCGUUAGUACACAACGAUGACACCGCCAAACGUCUCACUCAGCCCAUAGAUGGCGCCAUAGCUGUUCUUACCAAUGUGAGCACAGUGGUACGUAACUACGGCGGGGCUCUGAAAGCUCCGGCAGCGUUACUGCGUCUCCGACUGUACCAGGCGUGCGGUGCGCUGGGCGGGGCCGGCGCGCCCGCAGCGCCACUGUUGCGCCUGCUCGCCGCUGAGCUGGCGGGCUCGGCCGAUCCUAGCGGCGCUAAUGUUGCUACUGGUAUUCUGAGGAAUGCAAUGCACCCCCGAGAUACUAUAUUGCUGGGUGAAGAGGGUUGGAUCUAUGAAACUGAUCAUGCUGAAAUUGAAGAACAGCUGAUCUCACCGCUGAGUGCGAGCGGGUCAGGCGCGUUGGAGCACGACCCGUGCUGCUUGUACCGCGGCGCUGCUGGCGCGCAGCCGCUGGGCGUGGCCGUCAUUGACGCCUCCGUACUGCUCUUCCCGCAAAUAUUCUCCAGAGCAGCCAACAAGCACAGACAGCAGAUGCUGGAGCACUUCGCGGAGUGCAUCAAGAUGUCGAAGGGUGCUCGUCAGGAGGCGAUUCAGAUCAACGUAUACACAGCGCUGCUGCUCGCUCUCCGCGCUCUCGCUGAUACCAAGACAUCGCUGGGACAGGAACCUGUGAAAAAUGUUGCUGUAGAACUUAUCAUUAAUGGUCUAUCAUCAAACAGCGUGACAGUGCGUGCGGCGGCGGCGUCGUGUGCGGGCAGACUGUGCGGCUGCGUGACGGACUCAGACUCGCAGGCGUUGAGCGAGCGUGUGGUCGCGUUAGCUCGUACUGCGCCAAGUCGUACUGUGCGCGCUGCAGCAGCUGCUGCUGUGGGCGCGGUGCAGCGGGCGAGGGGCGCAGCUUCCAGUGCAGCGGCACUGCCAGUGUUGCGUGCGCUUGCGCAGGAUACAGCUGCUGUUGAAUUACAAGUGUGGUCAUUGCAUGCACUCUCUGUACUUGUAGACGCAUCAGGUCCAAUGUUCCGCGGCCACGUGGAGUCUACCCUCAACUUGGCGCUGAAGCUGCUGUUCAGCUCGCCACCAUACCAGGAGGAUCUGCACCGUGCUAUCGGUCGUCUGCUCUCCGCUCUUAUUACAGUCGUCGGCCCUGAGUUGCAAGCUGGCGGUGGCGCAGUGAGCCGGUUUAUCUGCGCGUGCGCAGCGCUGCAGGAGUGCGGCGGCGGGGGCGCGCGCGCUGAGAGCAUCGGCUGUCUGCAGCAGCUACAGAUGUUCUCACCACGCAGCAUCAAUCUGCAUCUCUUAGUCCCUCAGCUAUGCCGGGAUUUAUCAAGCUCUGAGUUGGCAGUGCGGCGAGCUGCGCUAUGCUGCUUACGUCAGCUCUCACAGAAAGAAGCGGCCGAGGUGUGCCGCUAUGCGCUACUAGCGAAGGACCAUGUACCAGCCAAACCCUACUGUGGUGUAACAAUAACCAGUAGCGGACUACCGGGCGCGUUGUUCGCGUACUUAGACACGGAGCGUGACAGUGCGGCGCAGUCUCACGCACGUGACACGCUCGCCUGCUGCCUGCUGGCGGCGGCGGGCGCGCGCAGACUGCACGACUGGCUGCAGCUCGCCAAGCGAGUGCUUACCUUACGACUGGAGGACAACACAAACCAAGAGACAGAUUUUGACGGCGAAGGCGAUGACGAUCAAGUUGAAUUCCAUGCAGAGUCGGAGCAGUCAACCCAUCCUGCUAUACAGCCUAGAUGGUCCACUAAGGUGUUCGCAAUGGAAUGCAUUCAAAAAAUGAUGGGUGCAUGCGAGGCGACUGGCGAUAGCGCGCAUUUCGAUCUCGUCAAAGCUAAAGAGAAACUGCAAAAUGAUCCUAACGGUGACUAUUUAUCCCUGCACGUGUCAGACUUGGUGCGUAUGGCAUUCGUGGGUGCGACAGGCGAGUCUGACGCGCUGCGGCUGGCCGGGCUGCGCACGCUGCAGACCAUCAUACAGCUGUUCGCGCGCGCACCAGAGCCAGACUUCCCAGGACAUCUGCUUCUCGAGCAGUAUCAGGCUCAGGUGGGGGCGGCGGUGCGGCCGGCGUUCGCACGAGACACAGCUUCGCACGUGACGGCGGCUGCGUGCGAUCUGUGCUCCGCAUGGCUUGGCUGCGGUGUCGCUAGGGAUAUUGAUGAUCUGCGCAGAGUUCACCAACUCCUUGUAUCCAGUUUGGAUAAAUUGAACAAGAAAGGGAACACGACGCUUAUAUACAAUGAGAGUAUGGCUACACUUGAGAAGUUAUCUAUAUUAAAGGCCUGGGCUGAGGUGUAUAUAGUGGCUAUGGUGAGCAACGACAGCGCGCCGGGCAGCUACGUGCGUCAGCUCGACACCAAGCCCUUCAAUAACAGGGCAGAACUCGCCAAGUGGCGGAACAAGGUGUUACAGAACAACAAUCAAAUAGACAACGCGACUCAAGAAGAAGAUGACGAGGAGUACGGAGAAUUCGAGUCGAAAGGAGAAAGUCUAUUAAAGCUCGUGGAACCUGAGUUGGAGAGUUUGGGAGAGAAUUGGCUGGCGGCGUUGAAAGACCACGCUCUGUUGAGUUUACCGCCAGAGUUCGCAUCGCAGCUGCCACAUGGAGGCGGGGCGUUUUACUCCGCGGAGACUGCGGAGGCGUCGCGUGCGCAUUACGUACGCGCCUGGCCUUCACUGCUGUACGCAGCCGCUCUACGAUACAAUGCCAACUUCAGAGAUAUACCACCAGCUAAAACUGAUGAUAAUCAAAAUACUGACAGUACUAUGGAUAACAGAUCGACUAAGACGGAAAAUGGCAAUUUUGAAUUCUUCGAACCAGUUGAUGAGAGAUUCCAUCUACUCUUUGGUAUAUGUAUGGAGGCGUUAUGUGCGCAGCGUGACAUGAAUAACAACGAUAUAGUUAGCGUGUUGCUGGCUCUCGUCACGUUACUGGACGCGCCUGAGAACAGAGCACGUUUAUUAAAGGAUAGGGCUUUAGCAAUAGAGUUGUGUCAGAUCAUCCACCGCACGGGGCUGACUCAGGAGAGCAUAGAGGCGCUGUUGCUGGCGGCUGAUGUGCUGCAGCUCGUCAUAGAGGGCGCUAAGGAGCAGCUGCAUGCUAAUAUGCAGGCUAAGAUCAAAGAAUUAGCGCCCAAUGCAUCUGAAGGGAACAUACCACAAUCAGUACUGGAAGUUGUCCAUACUCUCGGCGAGGGGGGUCCUACUGGUGAUCUGCCCCCCACCAAGUCGGUCGUGUUUGCAUGUCUGGAGGCGUGCGUGUGCCUUCUAGUGCGGAGACUGCCCGCCCUCAGCCCUCUCAAGCAGGAGGGCAAGGUCGGAGUCAUCGGAGUGCCUAAAGGGCUGGGAGUACAUGGUGAUACUUUGUUGGUGAAGAGUUUAGCUGCGAUGUCGGAAUUGACCUCACUGACAAGUCCACAAGGUGCAUUAUCUCUCCUGCCAACGAUUCUCUACCUAGCUACAGAAGUACUGAAGGAGAGUAAGGGAGAGCCGGUGGUGUCUGAGGCGGGCAUUCUAUUGCUGCAGCAGUGCGCGGAGUGCAAACGUGCAGCCCUACUGCCCGAUACGAAGGAGAGACAUGCGCAGCUGCUGCAGAGUGCGCUAGCGAAGCUAGUGGAGAGCGUCAAGACCGAGGCGGCCGAGCAGCGCAUGGAGGCUAUCACAGGUGCGCGCGGCAUGGCGGCGGUGCUGGGCCGCGCUGCCCCCGCCCCCGCACUGCACUACCCCUGCAUCAACCACUUCCGACAGUGCCUCGACACACGGGACAACGAUGCGUUUGCUGCAUGUUGCGGCGUGCUGCGCGGUGUGUGGGGUGGUGGUGGGGGUGGGGUGGCUCGCGCUGCAGCCGCACGCCGGCCAUCUGAUGCUUCACAUGUCCGCGCCGCACUGGCAGCCCUCGCCGCUCUGGAUGACCUGCUGGCUGCUGCACCUAAUGCACCACGUGUGCAGCUGCUACGUAUGUUGGUCCCCAUUGUGAUAUCAUAUCUACGUGAGUCAGGCGAGCUGGCGCGCGCUGCUCCUCAUGAACGUACCUUACAUGACUUCGCGCUGCACUGGCUUAUGCGUGUCGGACCUAAGUACCCACAGGAAUUCAAAACGAUGAUGCAACAGUCACCGGAGCUGCGCAGCAAGCUGGAGAGCGCGGUGAAGGCGAGCCAGAGCGCGCGCGCACACCGCACUCCGCCGCGACCAGUGUUCGACUCCCGGCCUGCACGACCCACCAUACAACUCAAGACCGACUUCUCUGACUUCAGAUAAACACACUGACAACACACAUCGCUUCAAAUACACACAUAACUUUCAAAUAUGAAAAAUGAGGUUAUGAUCUGUUUACAUUAUUCCAGUCCAGUGAUAGAAAUCAUCGAUGGAUUAUAGCGGCAAAUGUGAAACUAUACGAAGAAAACACACAGUGGCUUCCAGUCUGAGCAUCCAGCGGUGAUAUCGAUCGCUGGACUGGAAUAAUGUUAGCCUGGCAUUAAGUUGAUAUUUUCACAUUAAUGGUUGUUCUAAAUCCGAGUUAAAGAUUUACAUGGAUUAAAUUAAUUUAGGAAUUGUGCAAAUAUUCGCUUAAAAAUAUAUGAGUAAAAAUAUUUGACUAUUUUAAAAGCUCUUGAAUGAUUUACUAUUUUUGAUAGAUCGAGGUAAUUGGCAUGUUUUCAAACGCGUUACACAACGAUAUAGGAAAUUUUAAAAACAAAAUUCAACGUUGAAAAGUAGUUCAGAUUAUAAAAAUCAAUUUCGUCUGUGAAAUUUGUGUUAAAAACUUACCAAUUGGUAACUUAAUUUUUACACUAUUAUAUGACGGGCAAAGGUGGGUUUCCAUUUUCAGAAGGGUUCAUAAUGCAUUUUCUGUUUACAAAUAACAAUAACAACGUAGGUAACGCGCGAUGGUUCAACGUCCUUUCUAUAGGACAUCAACAGAAGAGUCCCGCUCCGGUCCCUCGGCUGAUAAUGUGUUGACCCAUCGCACGCCGACAGACGGCGCUGGCGUCACGUUCCAUAGUGAAGUCCACUGCCGCAGUGGCGCUAGUGUUAUCUUAAUUAUGACAAGUAUAAUACAUUAAUAGAAGUGUUUCCUAAGUAAUAAAAAGUAUCCUUAAAGGAUUUAUUUAUAAA
Messenger RNA from Papilio xuthus (Asian swallowtail), 7223 nucleotides. RefSeq names its product HEAT repeat-containing protein 5B. NCBI's taxonomy places the organism in Eukaryota, Metazoa, Arthropoda, Insecta, Lepidoptera, Papilionidae. The coding region runs from base 210 to 6365 and encodes 2051 amino acids. Gene Ontology annotation, biological process: endocytosis; retrograde transport, endosome to Golgi; intracellular protein localization. Gene Ontology annotation, cellular component: endocytic vesicle; membrane; Golgi apparatus. The record is from RefSeq and is a predicted model, not a curated record. The transcript is spliced from 41 exons.